Vigna radiata var. radiata (mung bean) is the source of this 2751-nucleotide messenger RNA. RefSeq names its product polyadenylate-binding protein 3-like. The transcript has 9 exons. The record is from RefSeq and is a predicted model, not a curated record. Lineage: Eukaryota; Viridiplantae; Streptophyta; Magnoliopsida; Fabales; Fabaceae. Gene Ontology annotation, molecular function: RNA binding. The coding region runs from base 132 to 1952 and encodes 606 amino acids. Gene Ontology annotation, cellular component: ribonucleoprotein complex.
UACCCUUGGCACUCGUGUUCCCUAGGCAGGGAGCAAUACUGUAAAAUCAAAACAAAAAAAAAUUCUUAGUCUCCUUCUCCGUGUGGAAUUUUGGUGUGUUUCAAGAAGGAUUCAAUUUUUGCAGAAAAACAAUGGCGGCGAUUUCUGCUCCUAUGGUGGUUACAGCCACAGCGUUGAAUGGUGCGCAAUUCGGAAAUGCCUCUCUGUAUGUCGGGGAUCUCGACGUCAAUGUGAUAGAGAGUCAGUUGUUUGAUCUGUUCAGCCAAGUGGCUCAAGUGGUUUCGAUUAGGGUUUGCAGGGAUCAGACUAAGCGAACCUCCCUCGGCUAUGCUUAUGUCAAUUUUGCCAAUAAUCAUGAUGCUGCUAUUGCCAUGGAACAUUUGAACUUCACUCCUCUGAAUGGAAAACCCAUUCGGAUUAUGUUUUCUCAGCGUGAUCCCAGCAUCAGGAAAAGCGGACUUGCAAAUGUGUUCGUUAAGAAUCUUGAUGCAUCAAUAGAUAACAAGGCACUGUAUGACACUUUUGUUGCCUUUGGAACUGUGCUAUCUAGUAAGGUAGCUGUUGAUGAGAAUGGUCAAUCAAAAGGGUAUGGAUUUGUGCACUUUGACAAUGACGAAUCUGCCCAGAGUGCUAUCAAGAAAUUGAACGGCAUGUUAAUAAAUGAUAAGAAGGUCUAUGUUGGGCUUUUUGUUCGGCGUCAGGAAAGGGCUCCAGGGAAUGAUGGAUCACCAAAGUUCACCAAUGUGUAUGUGAAAAACUUUUCUGAAACAUACACUGAUGAAGACCUUAAGCAACUCUUCAAUACCUAUGGUACUAUAACCAGUGCUGUGGUCAUGAAAGACGAAGAGGGGAAGUCCAGAUGUUUUGGUUUUGUGAAUUUUGAAAGUCCAGAUUCAGCCGCUACUGCUGUUGAAAAGUUAAAUGGAACAACCAUCAACGAUGACAAGGUUCUAUAUGUAGGGAGAGCUCAGAGGAAGGCAGAAAGAGAGGCAGGGUUGAAAGCUAAAUUUGAACAGGAAAAAAGAAAUAAAUUUGAUAAACUUCAAGGUGCUAACUUGUAUCUGAAAAACUUUGAUGACAGUUUUAAUGAUGAAAAAUUGAAAGAGAUUUUUUCUAAGUUUGGAACAACAACAUCUUGCAAGGUAAUGAUUGACGCUCUUGGUCGUAGCAAAGGUUGUGGUUUUGUUGCAUUCUCUACUCCGGAGGAAGCCGCUAGAGCCUUGAAAGAAAUGAAUGGGAAGUUAAUUGGACAAAAGCCUCUUUAUGUUGCAGUAGCCCAGCGAAAGGAAGAAAGGAAGGCUAAUUUACAGGCCAAGUUUUCACAUAUGCAAAUUGCUGCUGGUCUUGCUGGAUAUCAUCAAGCUUAUUAUGGUCCAGGAACAGCUGGGUUUGUCUCACCUCAGGCAACAAGCUUUGGGUUUCAACCUCAUGUCUUGCCUCAAAGCCUGCGUGGGGUUGCUCCAAAUUUCAUUAUGCCAUACCACUUUCAGAGACAGGGUUCUCCUGGACAAAGGAUGGGUCCUACUACACGAAGUGUGGGAAAUAACCAGGUAACUCUCAACCAUUCACUUCCAAUACCACCAACUGGUCCAAAUGGCCUAAAUAAGUAUGUUGUGCCCUAUAAUCUGGUGGGUCCAGCUGACAUUUCUUCUCCUCUUGAUGACAUCCUUGAUGUCAAGCCUUCUGCUACUACACUUGCUUCGGCUUUGGCUUCUGCUAGUCCGGAGGAUCAACAUAGGAUGCUGGGUGAACAUUUAUAUCCACUGGUGGAACGUAUUACUCCAAGUAAUCAGACUGCAAAAGUCACAGGAAUGUUGCUGGAAAUGGAUCAAUCUGAAGUGAUUCAUCUUAUUGAAUCUCCAGAGGAUUUGAAGAUAAAGGUGUUCGAGGCAAUGAAGGUGCUUCAUGAUGCAGUAGAAGGUUCUGAAGAAGUUGGUGAUCAACAAAAGUGAUAUUAUUUUCAGUUUUAGAUAUAUUUUGAGACAAUUUUAAGGUUCCAACAAGACUUUAUUUAUUUUGUCUGGAUUAUUAGACUUUAGAUUAUUAUGGGUGUCAAGGAUUUUAGUUUUAUAAAUUUAUGUUUUUGGACUGAAUUAAGUUUACUAUCUUUUGAAUUUAAGUUUUUUUUUUUUAAUCUAUUCUAUAAUAUCUGGGGUGCUAUCAUAUUUGAGAAUUGUAAAAUAUUUGGAGCCAUCGCGUGGUACAAAACAACAUUCAUCUUCUCACUUUGAGACUCAACGGCAAGACUCCUCAACGACUGAGCUCAUCCACGACGGCAUAGGUCACCCAUGUUUGUUUCUAUUUUUCAAUUUCGUUUCUCUCUUUUUAUUCAUUUUGCUAAGCUUCUUCUUUUUGAGACUCCUCAACAAGGAGUCUCCACAGCUGCGAAGGUGAUCCAUACGGUGGCGAAACUCACCUGAGAUAGAUUGAGAAUUCUAGCUGGAUUGGAAUCUUUUGCGGAUCGGAGUUUUUAUGGCGUGAGCGAUGAAGAUUAUGGAUCUCGUACCUUUACCAUUUUUGUGUAUACAUGCCUGCCUAUCAUGUAUAAGGGUGGGAAUAUGAUGGAAAAGAUAAAAGUUGAUGAUGAUAAAGAAGAAAAAAACAUAGGCGAGCUAGAGAUUGAUGAUGAAGAAAUGGCAGGCUAGCCUACUAUUCCGCUCGUCCACCCAAUGGCGCGACAAGUUCCAUCUUUCAAUUAAUCCGUUUUCUGAUAUCAGGCUAAUCCGACCUGACUCGAAUUUAGCAGGCCAG